AAAGCAAAUAUCGCGCACAUCCCAGUAGGCAAAAUGGCAGCGGCGGUGCUAAUUAAGCAUACUUUACUUAUUGUACUGGUAUGUCUCGUGUAUGAUGCGCACGCAAGACCAGACAGCCGAAGAAGGAGCAACAGAUAUGACCGAUGUAGAAAAGAUCUUGAGCGCUGUGUCGGUACUGGAAGAGGGUAUGCUUGCAUGAAUGGUGGGUAUGAUGUCGAGUGUAGAGGCAGAAAUGUGAUUUGUGAUGGGCGCAUAGACUGUCCUUGGGGAGAGGACGAGAAAUUCUGCAAUCGUCCAACAAUACGACCUACAAGUACCACAUAUACCACCACGACUAUUGCCAGAACAACAACAACAACCAAAACCAGUACCACCACCACGACCAGAACUAACUCAGUCACCAGUACAUCCACAACGACUUCCCACACUACAUCAACUUCCGUCACAACGACUACUUCAACGCCUUCCGUAUCAUUGGCUUCCAGCAGUGUGUGGUUUGCGACGACAAUAACUUCUACACUUACUGAAUCAUUUUCUGCAGUAAUAGCUCGUAAUAGCGGCGACAUGAUCACUGGCGGUUCAACAUGUUCAUUUGUAACUAAAGCUGCGGCUGACAAUGUUGCGGCUGGUGACUACAUUUUAGUGACAACCACCACGGAAUCAAUUCUAAUCGUGGAAGUCUCCGCGACCUGCUCAGCGACAACUGCAACUGUGAAUUAAACAGGCGUACUGUCUUAAUAUGUUUGAGGCAGUAAGCAUGCUUGAUAUAGUAUUUUGUUUUUAAUUAAUACGCAUAUAUUUUCUCAUUGUAACACAGGGAGAGAACAACCAUUAAUAUGCAGGCUUAGAAACAAUGUUUGUGCGUAUCUUAGAAAUAUCUUCUGACGAAAACAUUCGUUACUCCAAAACAUUACUUUGGUAAAAACACAAAUCAGUUUUUAUUUGUUAUAGAAUCUAACUUAAACUGAAGAUAUGUUCAAAACUUGUAACAUGAAAUGAAAUGAAUUUCUGAUUGCCUACGCUAUUUUAAAACUCGGUAUGUUUAGAUACAUUUUUAUUAAAGUGACUCCCAUUAACACAUUGAAAUUUAAAAAGUUAUAACGUACACGUUUUAUGCUUUAGUAGACAAGUGUCUGCUUGAUUUCAAGCUAGUUUGUUAGUAUUCUAUUAUACUGUUAUUAUAUCUCGCAUUUAGCUAACGCUAUUUAUUCGGAUAACAUAAAACAAUACAUUGAUACGCAAAACACAAAGCUCGUCAAGGCAAUGACAGAAAAAAAAAUUGUAAUAUGCCUGUUUUUGUUAAAACUCGCUUACGCUAAAAUGACGUCACGGUAAUGGGCAAUGGCAUCAAGCUGCCAAGAAACAGUGCUACUUUAUUUCAACUUCUGGUUUAGAUAUAGGGCUUACUAGAAUAUAAUUCUAACACGAUCCGAUUAAUUUUUCUAUUAAACAAAGAAGGCAGAAAACAGUGAAUUAUUAUACAACAAAUCACUGUUCUGACGUCACAAUUAUUACGUCAUGGCGUCAAGCGGCGCGCUGGAAAAGAAACCAAUUGAAAACGGGCAAGUAUUUAAUGAAUGUCAUCAAGGAUGUACUUAAAAUCCUUGGUAACGUGUUAGAAUCGAAAUAAUAUAUCUCAUUUAGAGAUUUGCUCUUGAAUAAAUCAUUGUUUGUCGUUCA
Molecule: messenger RNA, 1680 nt
Organism: Mercenaria mercenaria
Lineage: Eukaryota; Metazoa; Mollusca; Bivalvia; Venerida; Veneridae
Product: integumentary mucin C.1-like
Exons: 4
Coding region: 34-720 (228 amino acids)
Molecular function (GO): protein binding
Source: RefSeq, a predicted model, not a curated record